Manihot esculenta (cassava) is the source of this 2427-nucleotide messenger RNA. Its product is annotated as probable sugar phosphate/phosphate translocator At1g06470. Gene Ontology annotation, molecular function: antiporter activity. Gene Ontology annotation, cellular component: endoplasmic reticulum-Golgi intermediate compartment; cis-Golgi network; Golgi apparatus. The record is from RefSeq and is a predicted model, not a curated record. The coding region runs from base 488 to 2062 and encodes 524 amino acids. The transcript has 13 exons. Lineage: Eukaryota; Viridiplantae; Streptophyta; Magnoliopsida; Malpighiales; Euphorbiaceae. Gene Ontology annotation, biological process: UDP-glucose transmembrane transport.
UGGGUGGAGUAGUAAUAAAUCAAAGAAGGAGAAAUAGCUUUCUUUAAAUCUACGCUUUUAACAGUGCCAUUGCCAUAAACCCCCCAACAAAAAUCAACUACCAACACUCCAUAUCUUAUUGUUUUUUGUUUUCAACAUCAGAUCUCGCAACGCAAGUCUCUUGCUAGAAAUUAUAUUGUAGGACACUUUUUCUUGGAUCUUUCGAUCUCUAUCUCACUCUUUUGAAUUUUAUCCACGCCAUUCUUCAGGUCGCAUUUCAAUCGAAUUUCUCUCUUAGUUCCUUGGUCAAACAGUUUGUUGAGUUUGGAGAUUUUGAUUCGGAAAUCAUUUUUUUCCAAAUUUUGUGCAUCUGCUGGCUUCGAAUGAUAUGCCAUUGUGAAAUAGCUGUUUUAACGAUUGAAAUUGGAGGGUGAUGUUUCGCCAUUAGGUAUGUGUGGUGGCUUGAUUUGGGGUACGUAGAUGGCUUUUAGAUAGAGUACGAAGGGAAAUGGUAGAGAGUUGUUCCGAUAAUAAACGAGAGGUUGACUGCACAGCCGUUAAUCACAAUUCCAGUGAAAUUCGGGGUUCUCAUAUUCACAGAGACCCUUCAUUUUCACGCUGGUGCGAUGAAGAUAGGAAUCUUCAUUUUGAACGUCAAUUAGAAAAUUCUGGUGCAAGCGUUGAAGAUUCUGAUUUUGAGUUGCCUUUGCUUCCACAGGAGAGGGUAGAAGAUGGGAGUGUAGGUAUCGAUAUUUAUCAAUAUAAAAAUAAGUUCCAUAACAAAAUUGUGCACUUGAGUGGUAAUAAUACCAUGGAUCAGGAAAUCAAUGUGCAUACCAUGGAUCAUGAAGUCAGUAUACACACAAUGGAUCAUGAAACCAACAUACAUAGCAGAGGGAAAGAAAAAGAUAAUUAUGUGCCAUUUGAUAUUGAAGAUAGAUCUCCCAUGGAGAUGCGUUCAUCAAAUAGCAGUGAUGAUGCAGCUGAUUCUUUUGCCAAUCAUGGGAAGUCGUCACUGAAGUCCAAGGGCCCUGUAUCUUGUGCCGAUGUGUUGAAGACUUUGUUUUUUAUACUUGUUUGGUACACUUUCAGCACAUUUUUGACCUUAUACAAUAAAACUCUCUUAGGGGAUGACUUGGGAAAAUUCCCUGGUCCAUUGCUGAUGAAUACUGUCCAUUUUUCCAUGCAAGCUGUUCUAUCAAACUGCAUCACAUGGUUUUGGUCUCAUAGAUUUCAUCUCACUGUUUCUAUGACAUGGAGGGAUUAUUUUAUGAGAGUUGUACCAACAGCUCUUGGAACAGCAUUUGACGUUAACCUGAGCAAUGCAUCCCUUGUUUUGGUCUCUGUCACAUUUGCAACAAUGUGUAAAUCUGCAUCUCCUAUAUUUCUUCUCCUAUUUGCUUUUGCAUUCAGGUUGGAGUCUCCAAGCAUUAAACUUUUAGGUAUCAUCAUAAUAAUCUGUGUUGGAAUUUUAUUGACAGUGGCAAAGGAGGCAGAAUUUGAAUUUUGGGGAUUUAUUUUUGUUAUGCUUUCUGCUGUUAUGUCUGGGUUUCGCUGGUGUAUGACUCAAAUUCUUCUGCAGAAAGAAGAAUAUGGUUUGAAAAAUCCACUUACAUUGAUGAGCUAUGUGACUCCAGUGAUGGCAAUUGCAACUGCUCUUCUAUCUCUUAUAUUUGAUCCGUGGUAUGAAUUUAAAAAGAGUAGUUACUUUGAUAAUUCUUGGCAUAUUGCUCGGAGCUGCUUGUUGAUGUUUUUUGGUGGAGCACUGGCCUUUUUCAUGGUUUUAACAGAAUUUGUCCUUGUUUCAGUAACUAGUGCUGUCACUGUUACUAUUGCUGGUGUUGUCAAGGAGGCAGUCACCAUAUUGGUUGCUGUCUUUUACUUCCAUGACGAAUUUACAUGGCUUAAAGGUCUUGGCCUUUUAAUCAUAAUGGUGGGCGUGAGUUUAUUCAACUGGUACAAGUAUGAUAAGCUACAAAAGCAUCAAAUGAGUGAAGAUGACUUGGUUGGGUCACCUACAACAAAUUUUGCUGCAAAAUAUGUCAUACUGGAGGAAAUGGGUGAUGAAAAUGACGUGAGUUAGAGCUUUUGUAUUAUUGAGUCGUUGGUUGUUGGAGAAGCGUGUGAUGAGUGCUGCUGUCAAGGGGCAACUAAUUAUGUAUUUGCAGAUUUCUUCAGUCAAUUGCUCUUUUACUUGUACUUUUAUCAAAUGAUUGUGGAUUAUGAAAUUUUGGGACGUAAUAACAGUCCAGAUUUAUUACUCAAGACUUUUUCCUUAGGCAUGAUUGUAGAAGAGCAUGUUUAUUUUUAUCCAAAGUUUUCUCAAAAUUUGAGUAGUAGAGGAUAUUUUUUACUUCCAAAGUUACACUUCUGUAAUACUUGGUUGAUUCAAUUGAGGGUGCUGCGGUCCCCACCAAUCUUACCUAUGUUGUUUACACAUAGGAUGUA